UUCGUUUUCGGACUCGGACAUUGAGACUAUACAUACGUGUUCGGGUACAUCCGUACUUAGUAGUGUAUGGAGGCGAAUGUCAAUGCGACUCCUUGUCUCGAUAUAAAUGCACACUUUGGUCGCUGCAAGUGAUACAACCAUUACUUGGCCUAAUUCUCGUUAGGUCGUCUGGUUUCCCCUUUUCUUUGCCACAGAGUCGGGCCCGUCGCGCAGCAUCGAACGAGCGCAAAAAGUCCGCCGGCGCAUCUGCAACAUCUCGGUUCCCCGUUAUUAUUAAUUCCCGCUCAUUCUACACCACCCGACCUCGUUCGCCCGCCGACAAUUUUUUUUUCUGUCUCACCAGACAUCCGGCUAGAACCUUCAACUUCAACAAGAUGUCCUUCUCGAGCCUCGUGCAAGAUCUAUCGCUGCGCGACUCGAGCGCACCGCGGAGGCGCGGCGAAGCCUCGGUAUCUACGGUCGACGACCGCGCGUCCCACAUCUCCAUGGCCAAGUCGUACACGAGCACCGCUGCCACAAGUGUGAGCAUUUCCGGAGACAUUGGGAGCCAGCUCCAUGCCGGUUACUCGCAUCCGCUCGCGAGGUCAUGGCAGGCCGAGCGUCAACUUACCAAGUCGAUGCUCAUCUACCCCAUCUUCGUCUCGGACCAGGACGACGAGGAGGUCCUCAUCCCUUCCCUGCCGAACCAAUACCGGCGCGGAAUCAACCGAUUGGUCCCCUUCCUCGAGCCCCUCGUCCACAAGGGCCUGCGGUCCGUCAUCCUCUUCGGCGUGCCGCUGAAGCCGGGCACCAAGGACGCGCUGGGCACGGCGGCCGACGACCCGGAGGGCCCCGUGAUCCGCAGCAUCCGGCUGCUGCGGCAACGCUUCCCGCACCUCUACAUCGUCGCCGACGUCUGCCUGUGCGAGUACACGUCGCACGGCCACUGCGGCAUCCUCCGCGACGACGGCAGCCUCAACAACCAGCUCUCGGUCGACCGCAUCUCGGACGUGGCCGUGGCGUACGCGCGGGCCGGCGCCCACUGCGUCGCGCCCUCCGACAUGAACGACGGCCGCAUCCGCGCCAUCAAGCUCAAGCUGAUCGAGGAGGGCAUCGUGCACAGCGUGACGCUCAUGUCGUACGCCGCCAAGUUCUCCGGCUGCCUCUACGGGCCCUUCCGCGACGCCGCCGGCUCGACGCCCUCCUUCGGCGACCGCCGCUGCUACCAGCUGCCUCCCGGCGGCCGCGGCCUCGCCCGCCGCGCCAUCAUCCGCGACAUCAACGAGGGCGCCGACAUCAUCAUGGUCAAGCCCGCCGGCCAGUACCUCGACAUCAUCGCCGACGCCAAGGAGCUCGGCCGGGACCUGCCCAUCGCCGCCUACCAGGUCAGCGGCGAGUUCGCCAUGAUCCACGCCGCCGCCAAGGCCGGCGUCUUCGACCUCAAGUCCAUGGCCUUCGAGAGCACCGAGAGCAUCCUCCGCGCCGGCGCCACCAUCGUCAUCAGCUACUUUGUCCCCGAGUUCUUGGACUGGCUGUCCAACUAACCAAGGGUCCAACGGGCUUAGCGAGCCGCGGUUUUUUUUUUUGGGCGUUUCAGGAGUCUGGGCGAGCGUAGGCUGUGUCAUUUUCUUUUCUUUAGAGGGGUCAAAAAAACUGUGAGGGACAUCAUCAGGGCAGCUGCCGAUUCCUUGUUUCUUCUUGUGCUAUAGACCUUUUCUUUAACCCCUCCUCAACGAGACUUGUUGGCCCGGGCGGUCUGGCCGUUUCCACAGGGCUCCGGUAAUUGAUAUCUCCGCUUUCUUCCUCGUUCAAGCCCGGGCCUUUGUCCGUGAUCGCAUUGGGCCGCGGCAAGAUGAAACCUUGGGACUCUCCUUCGGGCCAGGAAACGACGUGUUUGAAAAAAGUAUAUACAGGUUUAUAUAUUAGCCGACCCGGACGGGAUUCCCACUUCCCUUGCCCCGAGUAAAACUACGCCCCUAGGUAGGACA
Messenger RNA from Thermothelomyces thermophilus ATCC 42464, 1967 nucleotides. RefSeq lists its product as uncharacterized. The coding region runs from base 375 to 1523 and encodes 382 amino acids. Lineage: Eukaryota; Fungi; Ascomycota; Sordariomycetes; Sordariales; Chaetomiaceae. Gene Ontology annotation, molecular function: zinc ion binding; porphobilinogen synthase activity. Gene Ontology annotation, biological process: heme biosynthetic process. The record is from RefSeq and is a predicted model, not a curated record. Gene Ontology annotation, cellular component: cytosol. The transcript is spliced from 2 exons.